Molecule: messenger RNA, 1871 nt
Organism: Phlebotomus papatasi
Lineage: Eukaryota; Metazoa; Arthropoda; Insecta; Diptera; Psychodidae
Gene: 26-29-p
Product: digestive cysteine proteinase 1
Exons: 4
Coding region: 113-1771 (552 amino acids)
Biological process (GO): immune response
Cellular component (GO): lysosome
Molecular function (GO): cysteine-type endopeptidase activity
Source: RefSeq, a predicted model, not a curated record
AGAGAUUCUUUGUUCGCCUUUCGGAUCGUAGUUCAUUUAGUAUCUCCAGUGAUUUCAGAGUGUAAAGAUCUUGCAACAAAUUUAAUUCAGUGCGUCGUCCUGUGUGUGGAAAAUGUUUAAACUAUUUUUGAGUGCACUAUUUAUUGUGUUACUCAGUGGAGCCCUUAGCACAAAACCUCCGAGAUGGGAAAAAGUGCACACUGUUAAAGGCACAUUGUACAUCCCUUACGCUGAAAUUAGUGAGCCCUUCUAUGCGUGGUACGAUGAGAUUACUAGCCGUUCCCGAAUCGACUAUUACGGUGGAAUGGUAAAAACUUACCAACUUACACAAAAUGGAGAUUUUGGAGAGUCCCUCAAAGUAGCCCCCGUGACCACAGAUGAUACCCUCAAUCAUGUCACGUGCCUUCAGGUCAAUGGAACUCUGGACAACAAGAUUGAAGUUCAGAGUGUUCUACCGAACGCUAAAGACUUCAAUUUAAUUGGAACUGAAGAGAUACUUGGUCUCCAAUGUGAUAAAUUUUAUUUAGAGGAAGUGAUUGGGCAAAAGAAGAACACAUAUACCCUGUGGGUGCGUUACAAGAAAUCCCCAAAAUAUCCAGCUGCUCGAAUGCCAAUACCUGUGAGGUAUGAAAUGCGUGGAUUUAAUACUUUGCUGGGAUCUCACUAUGAUCACUAUUAUUUGGAUUAUGACUACUACAAUCACGAAGAUAUCCCUGAUGAAAUUUUCGAGGUGAAUUUGGAUGAACCGUGCACUGGAUUCCCAGGACCAGGUGCAGGACAUUACGCCACUUUCAAUCCCAUGAAGGAAUUCAUUCAUCCCCGAUCUACAGAACAUAUUGAUGAUGAAUUCAAGAGGUUUAUGGGGAAGCAUAGUAAAACAUUCAAUAGCAAUUUGGAGCAUGAACACAGGAAGAACGUCUUUACACACAAUCUGAGAUACAUCCACUCGAUGAACAGAGCUAAAUUGGGAUAUACCCUCGGAGUGAAUCACUUGGCUGACAGAACUGAGGAAGAACUCAAAGCCUUGAGGGGCUUCAAGCCAACAAAAUUGGAAGGUGGAAAUGGUGGACAAUCUUUCCCUUACGACUAUGAAAAGAUGGCUGAUUCCCUUCCGGAGCAGUAUGAUUGGAGACUUUUUGGUGCUGUUACUCCAGUCAAAGAUCAAUCAGUUUGUGGUUCCUGCUGGUCCUUUGGAACCAUUGGAGCAAUUGAAGGAGCAUACUUUUUGAAAAAUGGAGGAAACUUGGUCAGGCUAUCUCAACAAGCCCUCAUCGAUUGCUCUUGGGGUUACGGUAAUAAUGGAUGCGACGGUGGUGAAGACUUUCGUGUUUACCAGUGGAUGAUGAAGCAUGGUGGAGUACCAACCGAGGAGGAAUACGGAGGCUAUCUUGGUCAGGAUGGUUAUUGUCAUAUCGAAAAUACCACUCUUGUGGCUCCAAUCACAGGAUUUGUCAAUGUAACCACCAAUAACAUUAAUGCAUUCAAAGUGGCCCUCUUCAAACAUGGUCCACUUUCUGUAGCUAUUGAUGCAUCUAGGAAAACCUUUAGCUUUUACUCUCAUGGUGUAUACUAUGACCAAGAUUGCAAGAAUGAUGUUGAUGGACUUGAUCAUGCUGUACUUGCUGUUGGAUAUGGCACCAUGAAUGGACAGCAAUAUUGGUUGAUUAAAAAUUCCUGGUCAAAUUAUUGGGGAAAUCAAGGUUACAUCCUGAUGGCAGCGAAGGAUAAUAAUUGUGGCGUUAUGACUUCACCAACUUAUGUCACAAUGUAAUCUGAUAUGUAGUAAUAAAACUCCUAAUUCCAUAAUUUUCCUUAAAAAAAAAAACUUUCUUUUAAAAUUCAAUAAAUUUUUUAGAGAUUUAUUAUUAUUA